AUGCCUGCUAUCCAAUCUUCUACACAAACUCCCCAGCAUUCCCCACGUAAACACCAGCCAGCACUCAAGCCAGCACCAGCUCCUGCGAUUCCACCGGCGACAGUUGCAGAUCGUUUUCUUCAUGAUUUGUUGCAGAAAGUGGAGCAAAUGACAAAGUUCUUUGAACUGGAAGUGAUACAUUCUUGGGAGGAGAAACAAGCUGCUGAGGACACACAAGUUGCUGCUCAGAAAGCCGAGGCUGAUGCGAAGGCCACAGAAGGGAAGAUACAUAAACAUAUGGCAAAGGGCAGUCAAGUGUCCCAUGUGCAGGAAUUGUAUGGAUUGUCCAUUCACGUAGGCUGGAAGGAUAUCCCUGCUCACUUAAAGGAGAAGCCUAUGAUGGCUGCGAAGCUCAAAGAGCUGCACAAAAACAAGCACGUUUAUAUCCCUUGGUAUACCUGUCCUGUUGUAACUUGCCAGACUUUUGUGGAUCGCAAGCCUAUCGAGGUAGCUGUCGCAAAGCAUAUGAUCGGUGUGGUCAAUGCUGUGGUUGGAGCUCCUGUAGGCCAAGUCGAUUCAGGCCUGCUUCUCCAGCAUGGCAACAUCUGGGCGGAUGUCUUUUAUGAAGAAGACAUAGAAUAA
Molecule: messenger RNA, 621 nt
Organism: Pisolithus orientalis
Lineage: Eukaryota; Fungi; Basidiomycota; Agaricomycetes; Boletales; Pisolithaceae
Exons: 4
Coding region: 1-621 (206 amino acids)
Source: RefSeq, a predicted model, not a curated record